ACCCCACAUCUGGCGCCCACCGCACUUUUCCAGUUGACUCACUGCACCCCGCGAUUCUCUCCUCUCCUCUGCACUCUGCAGGCAGUACAUAUAUCACCACUGGUAGGUCUCCCCUGACCCCAUCUCUUCCUCCUCCCACAACGCGACGGCGCCAUGACCUGGAGCAAGUCCCCGGCGGGGAGCGGCACCACCGCCGUCGACGUCGACGUCGAUGCCUCCGGCGACACCGGCCAGGCCCGCCUCCGAGAGCUCGGCUACAAGCAGGAGCUCAAGCGGGACCUCUCAUUGCUGUCCAACUUCGCCUUCUCCUUCACCAUCAUCUCGGUGCUGACGGGGGUGACCACGCUGUACAACACCGGCCUCAACUUCGGCGGCCCGGCCACCAUGACCUUCGGCUGGUUCGUCGCCGGCGCCUUCACCAUGACCGUCGGCCUCUCCAUGGCCGAGAUCUGCUCCUCCUUCCCCACCUCCGGCGGCCUCUACUACUGGAGCGCGCGCCUCUCGGGCAACCGAUGGUCGCCCUUCGCCUCCUGGAUCACCGGAUGGUUUAACAUCGUUGGACAGUGGGCGGUGACAACUAGCGUGGACUUCUCGCUGGCGCAGCUGAUCCAGGUGAUCAUCCUGCUCAGCACCGGCGGCAACAACGGCGGAGGCUACCUGGCGUCCAAGUACGUGGUCAUCGCCUUCCACGCCGCCAUCCUGCUCAGCCACGCCCUCAUCAACAGCCUCCCCAUCUCAUGGCUCUCCUUCUUCGGCCAGUUUGCGGCUGCUUGGAACAUGCUAGGUGUCUUUGUCUUGAUGAUUGCCGUGCCGGCUGUUGCAACCGAGAGAGCCAGUGCCAAGUUCGUCUUCACCCAUUUCAACACUGACAACAGUGCUGGAAUACACAGCAACCUCUACAUCUUUGUCCUGGGGCUCCUCAUGAGCCAGUACACGCUCACAGGAUACGACGCAUCGGCGCACAUGACGGAGGAGACCAAGAACGCAGACAGGAAUGGCCCCAUCGGGAUAAUCAGCGCCAUCGGCAUAUCCAUAGUGGUCGGCUGGGGAUACAUACUCGGCAUCACGUUCGCCGUCAAGGACAUACCCUACCUGCUCAGCCCUGACAAUGAAGCUGGGGGGUACGCCAUCGCCGAAGUCUUCUACCUCGCCUUCAAAAGCCGCUACGGCAGCGGCGUCGGCGGGAUCGUCUGCCUGGGGGUCGUCGCCGUCGCCAUAUACUUCUGCGGCAUGAGCUCCGUGACGAGUAACUCGAGGAUGGUGUAUGCUUUCUCGAGAGACGGGGCGAUGCCGCUGUCACCCGUGUGGCACAAAGUGAACAAGCACGAGGUGCCCAUCAACGCCGUCUGGCUCUCGGCUUUCGUCUCCCUCUGCAUGGCGCUGCCGUCGCUGGGUAGCCUGGUGGCGUUCCAGGCCAUGGUGUCGAUCGCGACGAUCGGGCUCUACAUCGCGUACGCGCUGCCCAUCUUCUUCCGGGUGACGCUGGCGCGCAAGCACUUCGUGCCGGGACCCUUCAACCUCGGACGGUACGGUGUACUGGUGGGGUGGGUGGCCGUGCUCUGGGUGGUGACCAUCACCGUGCUCUUCUCGCUGCCGGUGACGUACCCGGUGACCAAGGACACGCUCAACUACACGCCGGUCGCCGUCGGUGGGCUUUUCAUCCUCGUCUUGACGUCGUGGGUCGUGAGCGCCAGGCACUGGUUCAAGGGACCCGUCACGAAUUUGAGCGGCUAGUUUCGCACGCGUGGAAUGGGGGGGGGGGGGGGGGGGGGGGGGGGGGGGGGGGGAGGCUGGUUGUAUCUGACAAGACAUGAGUUGGAGGCGAUGAGACGUUGUAAUUACUUUCUUCGACAAUACAGGAACAUGGACUAAUUCAUACUGCCA
Triticum urartu is the source of this 1884-nucleotide messenger RNA. Its product is annotated as amino-acid permease BAT1 homolog. Gene Ontology annotation, biological process: gamma-aminobutyric acid transport; transmembrane transport. The record is from RefSeq and is a predicted model, not a curated record. Gene Ontology annotation, molecular function: L-glutamate transmembrane transporter activity; L-lysine transmembrane transporter activity; gamma-aminobutyric acid transmembrane transporter activity. NCBI's taxonomy places the organism in Eukaryota, Viridiplantae, Streptophyta, Magnoliopsida, Poales, Poaceae. Gene Ontology annotation, cellular component: membrane.